Scheffersomyces coipomensis is the source of this 930-nucleotide messenger RNA. RefSeq names its product Med21p (gene MED21). The record is from RefSeq and is a predicted model, not a curated record. Gene Ontology annotation, biological process: regulation of transcription by RNA polymerase II. Gene Ontology annotation, molecular function: transcription coregulator activity. Lineage: Eukaryota; Fungi; Ascomycota; Pichiomycetes; Serinales; Debaryomycetaceae. The coding region runs from base 346 to 906 and encodes 186 amino acids. Gene Ontology annotation, cellular component: mediator complex. The transcript has a single exon.
ACAGCUCAUUGGUUUAUCAUGGUUGAGGAUAUGAUGUAUGUCAGGUAUAUUACUCGUAAGGACUUAAGCAUACGAUAUUCUUAAUGAUGACCUUUAUAGUCAAGUCGGUCUAUUCUCUUCAAAGUUCAUGUAUUCAUCACUUCUUAUAACCAUUCUCUACAUCAAUAACCAUAUGGGAUCAAUGUUGACUUUAAUAGGCUGCUAAAAUAAUAUUGGGUCCUGUACAUAAUAUAUUAUCCUGCAUGUAAUUUCUGGUGAUAUUAAAAUUUCAAAGUAACCCAAAAUGAAUAUGAUUAUAACUAUGGAAGAACCAACUGGAUCAAACAACAUAUAUAUAACACAACGAUGGCUGAUAGGCUAACACAAUUACAAAUCUGCUUAGAUCAAUUAGUAGAACAAUUCAAUGCUACAGUGAAUUACGUUAAUACCAAUAGUGAAUCAGCCUUACUUGAUGAAGAUCCAAAUUCAAUCAUAAACAUAGCUGCCAAUGCUCCAUUACCAGGUCAACAACAAGGACAACAAGGACAACAACAAUCAUCUCAACCACAACAACUGCCUCAAAGUCAACCUCAACAAAGUGCUAAUGGAAGUGGGAAACAAACCGUUUCAAACCAUGCUUCUGUGGCAGCUCAAGCUGAAGCUGAAGCAAAUUUUGAAAAUACUUUAAAUGAAUUAUCCACUGAUAUAAUCUUGAAAUCUCGGCAAAUAAGUAUGUUGAUAGAUUCAUUACCAGGGAUAGGUGUAUCUCCCACUAGUCAAUUGAAAAUCAUUGAGGAUUUAGGUGAAGAUUUAAAAAAUAUCGAACAAGAACGAAUUAAAAAAAUUGAAGAAAAGGAUAAAUUAUUAAAAUGGUGUGAAUCUUUAAUAACAGAAGUUGCUACAGGUAUCGCUGAAUCGAGGCGAUGAAUUCAAAAAAAAAGAUAGAUCUUA